This is a messenger RNA of Diachasma alloeum, 3661 nucleotides long. It is a transcript of the gene Bre1, whose product is annotated as E3 ubiquitin-protein ligase Bre1. Gene Ontology annotation, molecular function: ubiquitin protein ligase activity; metal ion binding. Lineage: Eukaryota; Metazoa; Arthropoda; Insecta; Hymenoptera; Braconidae. The record is from RefSeq and is a predicted model, not a curated record. The transcript is spliced from 10 exons. Bases 258 to 3167 code for a protein of 969 amino acids. Gene Ontology annotation, cellular component: HULC complex; nucleus.
CACAGUCAGGAGUCACAACCUCAAAAUAAAAUUCAUAAUGGCGGUGAUCGUUCGACGAAAACGGCUGGUUAUCGCCCAAUGCAUCAAUUUCCAUCCUUGAAACUUGGAAAAUUGAUGUUUAGAAUACCCUGAAAAUAGUUCCAAUUACUCCAACGCAAUGAGGCCUUGAUAACCUCCCCCAAACCGCGUGAAAAUCUGACGUUUCAUUCCAAUUUAGUCACAAUUAUCUGGCACAGGUGAUUAGAGGAGAUUCCAAGAUGUCGAAGCGUUCAGCAGAUCCAGGGGACAGCAGUUCCCAACCCCCGAUAAAGAAAGUCCAGUUUGAGCCGAUUUUAAUCGGUCCAAUAUCAACAUUAGAGGAAAUGGACAUGAAAGUCCUUCAAUUCCAGAAUAAAAAGCUUGCUCAGAGGCUAGAGCAAAGGCACCGGAUGGAGGCAGAGCUCAGACAGAGGAUUGAGCAGCUGGAGAAGAGGCAAACACAGGAUGAUGCUGUUCUUAAUGUAGUCAAUCGAUACUGGAAUCAAUUGAAUGAAGACAUUCGGGUGCUGCUGCAGAGGUUUGAUGCUGAAACUGCUGAUGAAUCCGAGAAUAAAAAUGAGUCGGAAGCAACCACUUCCUUCCUGAUGCAACUCUCCACAUGGGACAAGGAAGAACUCGACGACAAGCUUGCCCACCGUGUCCAGGUCUCGAAACGCGCAGUUUCGAAGGUCGUCCAAGCCUUCGAUCGUCUCUCCCAACGUAACGAGAAGAUCACCCUUGCGUUGAAAGGAGAAUACGAGGGCGAAGAAGCUCCAAACAUCGACGAGGUAGUUCGCAAGGCCAACAACGAGAUCCAAACCGAGAAUAGAAACCUUCAGGCUAUCAAUAUUCAACUCCACGAGAAGUACCACACGAUGUCCCUGAAGAUGUCUGAACUUCAGGACACGAUAACAGGUAAGGACACCUUAUCAGCAGAGCUUCGUAACCAAGUAGACGAUCUCCAGUACGAACUGAACAAAGUCCGAGCGAGGAACGACAAGCUAGAGCACCACUUGGGCGAGGCAAUAGAAAAGCUGAAAGCAUUCCAACAAAUCCAUGGGACCGACGACAAAGGGACGAACAAACCGAGCACGUUGGUCCCCUCAAGUGUAUCUCAGACGAAAUUAGAGGAUCUCCAACGAGAACUGGAGGAGACAAGAGAAUUAGCUAACAAUAGACUUCAGGAAUUAGAUAAACUACAUCAGCAGCAUCGAGAUGCAUUGAAAGAGGUCGAGAGAUUGAAGAUGGAUAUUAGACAGCUUCCAGAGUCUGUGAUAGUGGAGACGACUGAGUACAAAUGCCUUCAGUCCCAGUUUUCAGUUCUUUACAAUGAAUCGAUGCAGCUGAAGACUCAACUGGAUGAUGCGAGAGCGCAAUUGCAGACGAGCAAGAACUCUCAUUUGAGGCAUAUCGAGAUGAUGGAGAGUGAGGAGCUGAUGGCGCAGAAGAAACUGAGGGGCGAGUGCAUUCAGCUGGAGGAUGUCCUGGCCCAGUUGAGAAAGGAGUACGAGAUGCUGAGGAUUGAGUUUGAGCAGAAUUUAGCUGCCAAUGAGCAGACUGGACCCAUUAACAGAGAGAUGAGGCAUCUUAUCACUUCUCUGCAGAAUCAUAAUCAGCAGCUCAAGGGAGAGGUUCAUAGGUAUAAGAGGAAAUAUAAGGAGGCUUCUGCUGAGAUUCCCAAAUUAAAAAAAGAGAUAGAAGAACUGACAACAAAGCUCGGGCAGCAAUCGUCCCAGGAGAGUAAAGAGGGGAAUAAUUCUGAUGGGAGUUGCAAAGAGGAAGAGACGAUGAACUCUUUGCCAGGUUCCAUGCAGAUUAAAGAGGAAGGUGCUUCCAUAAAACGUGAAUUGGGGAUUGAUGAGGAGGUCGAGGCUAUAGAGAUAGGUGAGGGUGAAGGAAGUAAAGGAAAUAGUGACUCUCACGCAUUGACUUCACCAACCCUCAAGAAAGAGAAGGACAUCAAAAGGGAGAAGGAUGUUAAGAAAGAGAACGCAGUGAAAACUGAACACAGGGAUCCAGCGCAUAGACUCAAGGAUGCUAAAGUGGCUGAAUCUGAGAUUGUGAGAGAUCUCAAGGCUCAACUUAAGAAAACAGUCAACGAAAUGAAGGAAAUGAAGCUCCUCCUGGACAUGUACAAAGGUGUAGGCAAGGAGCAGCGUGACAAGGUUCAACUGAUGGCAGCUGAGCGAAAAACUCGAGCAGAACUUGAAGAACUUCGUCAACAGUUGAAGAAAAUCCAGACGUUUGAAUUACAGGAAAACAAGAGGGAAGAGCGCAAGAAACUUGCUGAUGAGGAUGCGCAGAUCAAAAUCAAGAAGCUGGAGGAACAGACUUACACACUUCAGCGACAGGUUGCUUCACAAAAACAGAAUUGCGUUUGGAUGCAGGAAGAGGAAGCGUUAUUAAACGAAAUGGAGGUAACUGGCCAAGCAUUUGAAGAUAUGCAGGAGCAAAACUCUCGUUUGAUUCAGCAAUUGCGUGAAAAAGAUGACGCCAACUUCAAAUUAAUGACUGAGAGAAUAAAAAGUAAUCAAUUGCAUAAAUUAGCCAGAGAGGAGAAAGAUGUUCUCAAGGAGCAAGUUACGACGUUGACGACGCAAGUCGAGGCGGCCAAUGUUGUUGUUAGAAAACUCGAAGAGAAGGAGAGACUUUUGCAGAACUCACUGGCAACUGUGGAGAAGGAGCUGGCGCUGAGGCAACAGGCGAUGGAGAUGCACAAGAGAAAGGCUAUUGAGAGCGCACAGAGUGCGGCUGAUUUGAAACUUCAUCUUGAAAAAUAUCAUUCACAAAUGAAAGAAGCUCAGCAAGUAGUCGCCGAGAAGACAAGUUCCCUCGAGGCAGAAGCCUACAAAACCAAGAGACUUCAAGAGGAAAUUGCCCAAUUACGAAGAAAAGUGGAAAGAAUGAAGAAGAUCGAAUUGGCGGAAACUCUGGACGAAGUUAUGGCUGAAGAACUCAGGGAGUACAAAGAAACCCUCACCUGUCCCUCCUGCAAAGUCAAACGCAAGGACGCAGUACUCACUAAAUGCUUCCACGUUUUCUGCUGGGAUUGUCUUCGCACCCGAUAUGAAACUCGUCAAAGGAAAUGUCCAAAGUGCAACUGUGCAUUUGGUGCCAAUGAUUAUCAUCGUUUGUACCUUUCGACGUGAAAGAAAUGUUCUAGAUUAACUAAGAAGUAAUUUUAUCUUCCCAGAAAUAUUCUCCUCAAUCGAAAAAAAGGUGCAAAAAACUUUUGUACAAAUGAGUUCUUUUUCGUUCUCAGGUCGAUGAGAAUUUUAAUGUAAAGAAUUUUUUUUUCGUACAAAGAGAUUUUUUUUGUGUUUUUUUCCUACAGAAAGAUUUGUUUCUUGUAAAGGCUAUGAAAGGAGUUUGUUUUAUGUGAAAAAAGAAAUUUUUAUUCAUUUUGUUGGCGAAAGAAAGGGAAUAUUUCAUUAAAAAUUAAUUGACUGUGUGCGUGCAUGUGUAGGAUUUCCAAUUAGUACAAUUGAGAUGAAGAAAAUCAUGGACUCGCGUAUUUAAAACUCUUGAUGAAUUGAAUUUUUUAUAUUUAUUCAGUAAAUGUUGUACGAAUGCUGGAUUUAUUAUUUUUAAGAUUAAACCGUAUGGUAAAUAGGUGAAUAUUAAAUGAAAAUUGAUAAAACUA